This is a messenger RNA of Bombyx mandarina (wild silkworm), 727 nucleotides long. RefSeq names its product splicing factor 1 (gene SF1). Gene Ontology annotation, cellular component: nucleus. Gene Ontology annotation, molecular function: zinc ion binding; mRNA binding. Lineage: Eukaryota; Metazoa; Arthropoda; Insecta; Lepidoptera; Bombycidae. Gene Ontology annotation, biological process: regulation of mRNA splicing, via spliceosome. The record is from RefSeq and is a predicted model, not a curated record.
AUGUUGCUCCAGGCUAAGAUAGAUGAGGAGUACAUGUCGCUGAUGGCGGAGCUGGGCGAGUCCGGGCCGCCCGCCCCCUCGCCCCGCGGCUUCGCGCCCGCACCCCGCGCGCCCCCGCGCCCGCCGCCCCCCAUGUACGCGCACGCCGCCCCGCCCCGCGCCAUCCUGCCGCCGCCCCCGCCGCCCGCGCCCUGGAUGGGAGUCGGGAUGCAGCCGCCGCCGCCCGGCGCGGGCCCGCCGCCCUUCCACAUGAGCGACAAGAUGCCGGGGCCGCCCGGACCCCCCGGGCCCAUGCCGCCCCCUCCACCAGGUAUGAUGGGUCCCGGACCGUGGCGCGGGUUCGGUCCCAGCCCGCCGUGGGGGGGCCCGCCGCCCCCGCCCGCCUUCCUCGCCCCGCCGCCGCCCCCUCCACCCGUCUCCUCCUCGUAGACCUGGCGCCACACAACAUCGACGUGUCUGCGGCCGCCAGCGCCACGGCGAUCGUUCUGAUUGUCUACGCAUACUCUGCGAUAGAUAUAUUAAUGUUUCAAUUACUUACAAAAUUAAAUGAAAGUGCAUAUUUCGACAAUUCAAUUCAACACAAGAAGUAUCAUUCAAUUGUACUAUAUUUAAUAUUUUAUCUUUCAAAUGAACUGUUAAAAACACUUAGAAAUGAAUUUUGUAAAAAAUUACCUUUUAAAGCAGUGAUGAGGUAACGGAAAGCAAUAAAAUGAUUACUAAUGUGAAA